AUGGCUACCGCUACCGUGACCGAGCUUCUCACCAAAACUGUUCAAGCGACAGCAGCCUCGAGCACCAGCACCGUCCGGGCGGCACCUCAAGGCGGCAUUUUUGAGCAUGGGAAUCCGACUCGGUACGAUCCUAAAAACCCUAUCAUUCUCUUCAUCAUCCAAGCCAGCAUUGUCAUCAUUUUCACUCGGAUCAUUCACUUUCCUUUGGCCUAUCUCCGACAGCCUCGAGUCAUCGCCGAGGUCAUAACCGGUAUCAUAUUGGGCCCUUCAAUCAUGGGCAGGAUUCCAGGCUUCACGGAGCAUAUUUUCCCCACAGCCUCAAUGCCCGCGUUCUCUCUUGCCGCCAAUCUCGGAUUGGUACUGUUUUUGUUUCUUGUUGGUCUGGAGGUAGACUUGCGUUUCCUUGUCAGGAACUGGCGCGUCGCUUUGAGUGUUGGCGCUGCCGGGAUGGCUCUGCCUUUCGGUCUGGGAGCCGCAAUCUCAUGGGGUCUAUACCACGAGUUUCGGUCUGAUGCCAACCUAGCUCCUAUCAGCUUUGGAGUGUAUAUGCUCUUCAUUGGUGUGGCUAUGGCUAUCACGGCUUUCCCUGUCCUCUGCCGUAUCUUAACCUCCCUGGAACUGCUUAGCACUCCUGUUGGUGUUAUUGUUCUCUCGGCGGGAGUUGGAAACGAUGUGACGGGCUGGAUUCUGCUUGCCCUUUGCGUUGCCCUCGUCAAUUCCGGCGCUGGACUUACCGCUUUGUGGAUUCUACUUGUCGCUGUUGGGUAUACUCUAUUCUUGACCUUCGCCGUCAGGCCCGGUUUCAUUUACCUUCUCAGAAGGACAGGAAGCCUUGCCAACGGCCCCACCCAAUCGGUUGUCGCAUUGACGGUUCUGCUCGUUCUGGCCUCGGCUUUCUUCACCGGAAUCAUUGGCAUUCAUCCAAUCUUUGGGGCUUUUAUGAUCGGCCUCAUGGCACCUCACGAAGGAGGAUUUGCAAUCAAAUUGACGGAGAAACUCGAAGAUCUUGUCAGUGUGUUAUUCUUACCCCUUUACUUCGCCCAGUCUGGCCUAAGCACGAAUCUGGGCCUCUUGGACAAUGGAAUCACAUGGGCAUACGUGGUUGGGGUUUGUGCAAUUGCCUUCUUUGGGAAGAUCGCCGGUGGUACAUUGGCGUCGCGGCUGAACGGCCUUGUCUGGCGAGAGUCCCUCACCAUUGGCUGCCUGAUGUCAUGCAAAGGGCUGGUCGAAUUGAUUGUAUUGAACAUUGGUCUACAAGCCAAGAUCCUCAGUACUCGGACGUUCACCAUAUUUGUUGUCAUGGCACUCGUUACCACCUUUGCUACAACACCUCUCACGACAUGGCUGUAUCCGCCCUGGUACCAACAGAAACUGGAACUGUGGAAACAAGGCAAAAUUGACUGGGAUGGAAACCCGACUCGCCAUGACGGCGACGCCAACGCCGACGAGAGCAGCGAAGCCGACGCCUUGGUUAAGAUCAAUGUUGCGAAAAGAGUACUGGUUUAUCUUCGCCUGGACGGUCUUCCCAGCUUGUUCACCGUGAUGUCGCUUUUCGCCCACAAGCAGGAAGAUCUUGACGAUCUUGCCCGCCCAGUCGUUAACGCGCCUUUGUCCAAAGAUCGAGAGGUCAUGCAGAAUACACAAGCCAUGAACUCAGUGGCCACCCUUCGACGGCCGCUCCAAAUUCACGCCUUGCGCCUAAUGCAACUUACAGAGCGAGGGUCCAGUGUGAUGCGUGUCGCCGAGAUCAAGGAGUUCGCCAGCCGAGAUCCGGUUAUAAAAACCUUUGGCACAUUUGGGCAGUCUCGCGAUAUUGCUGUUGCCGGCCAAAUUGCUGUUGUACCGCAACACUCGUUCUCAAGCACUCUCCUAUCUCGUGCGCAUGAACUUCGAUCUGACCUGGUGAUUAUCCCUUGGUCUGAGACGGGAUCCAUGUCAGAGUAUGCAAAUAUCUUUGAUGACAAGCCCGGAGAUCCACUCGCGAACAAGGAAUUCGGGGCCCUUGUGACUGAAACGUUCGAGCAAGCACGUCGAACCUGCCAUGUUGCUGUGUUCAUUGACCAGAGUAUCCUUUCAAGACACGGAGCACCGCGGGUAGAACCACCUCUCCAGGAGCAUCACGCUCACUCGUUGAGCCGGACCGUGACAGCAAAGAGCACCGUCGAGCACUUAAACUCUACAGUUCAGUUCAAACUUGCGGACAGUGAAAGGCACAGACUUUUGGUGCUGUUUCAGGGCACCGAUGAUGAUUUGUUCGCUGUGCGCUUGGGGCUGCAGCUGGCCAAAAACGAGACGGUCGACCUGCAAGUACUCAACGCGCGCGUGGGUGACCUUGACGAGUUUGACGAGACUCCCAAGGAAGCAGGACUUCAUGGCCUCAGGACACGAGCAGAUCACGAAUUCGACCUUCUUCGGGCUUGUAUCCCCGAGAGUCUGCGGAACAGAGUCUCGGUCGUCGAUCUUGAUGUCCCAGGCCUCGAAGCCGUGCUCGCGGCCAUUGCGCAACCCAGCGGGGCUGAGACGAUCGUCAUAGUCGGCCGCGCCACUCCGGCAUCCGCUGGCGAGCAUUCACUAUCCAGCUCCAUGGCUAUGGCUGCAAGCUCCAGUCGGAACGACUCUCGCACACUGGGGCUCUUGGCGACGAGCCUCGGCAGGGCCGUAUACGAGAAAGCGCAGAACAUCGGUCUCCUUGUUGUGCAGGCAAGCAGGGAGCUUGAUGAGGUUGACCCUACCGGUCCCAGUGUGGGCGUCAAAGGCUCGUUGCAUUUGACCAAGGCGAGUACCUUGGGUGAUGAUUAG
This is a messenger RNA of Capronia epimyces CBS 606.96, 2799 nucleotides long. RefSeq lists its product as uncharacterized. Gene Ontology annotation, molecular function: antiporter activity. NCBI's taxonomy places the organism in Eukaryota, Fungi, Ascomycota, Eurotiomycetes, Chaetothyriales, Herpotrichiellaceae. Gene Ontology annotation, biological process: proton transmembrane transport. The record is from RefSeq and is a predicted model, not a curated record. The transcript is spliced from 2 exons. Gene Ontology annotation, cellular component: membrane. Bases 1 to 2799 code for a protein of 932 amino acids.